AUGGGCUUUCCUGCACAACUCUACCUGGCCUGGCGUCGGAGAUUUCAGCGUUGCGCCGCUACCUGCACGGAAGCCGUCGCCGAAAGAGUCGGAUCCAAGACAACCGACCUUGGAUGCCGCUGUUCAGACCUUGGCAGCGCCGCUGCUAAGAUGACUCCCUGCAUUGCUCUUAAGGGCGACUGCGACUUCGACGGCGUUCCCAAAUACAGAACUAACCUCUUCGCCUCGUGUAGACGAUACCGAUCUAACUGCAAGUUUGCCACGAACUCGAUUAGGGUUCAUAAAACCUGCAACCGACAAAAGGAGUGGGGCUUCGAAGACAGUGUAUAA
Molecule: messenger RNA, 330 nt
Organism: Fusarium oxysporum Fo47
Lineage: Eukaryota; Fungi; Ascomycota; Sordariomycetes; Hypocreales; Nectriaceae
Exons: 2
Coding region: 1-330 (109 amino acids)
Source: RefSeq, a predicted model, not a curated record